Messenger RNA from Brenthis ino (lesser marbled fritillary), 564 nucleotides. Lineage: Eukaryota; Metazoa; Arthropoda; Insecta; Lepidoptera; Nymphalidae. The record is from the annotation of a GenBank genome assembly.
AUGAUUUCUCGACGUACAGAACUCCUAAAUAAAAAAGAUAAAUCUAAAGAAAUGAGGCAUGAAUUAAAGGAACUAUACAAAAAGACAAACAGAGCAAUUAGGCAAGAUUAUGAAAACCAUAGAAAAAUAAUCAUAGAAAGAAAUAUGGCAACAUUUAGAAGCUCAAAGAGAGCCUUUAAAGAACUGUCAUCGCACAAAAAGUGGAUACAGGGCCUAAAUGAUGGAAAAUAUGAAAUAAAAAACAGAGAAGACAUAAUAAAGCGCGCAACAGUAUUUUACUCAGAUCUCUACAGAAGACCAACCCAAGAAGGAGCUCAGAAGGUCGAACGACCCGAAACUAACAUUAUAAUAGAAUCUCAAUUAAAGGAAAACUCACUAGAUCCUAUAAACGAACACGAGAUAGCAAGACAUAUAAAGAGAUUAAAAUCUGAAAAGAGCCCUGGACCUGAUAAAAUAACUAACGAAGCCUUGAAACUUGGUGCACAUAUUCUGGUACCAUACCUGACAAAACUUUUUAACAUGAUAGUAGAACAAGAACAAAUACCGAAACAAUGGUGCAGAUUG